Molecule: messenger RNA, 2028 nt
Organism: Molossus molossus (Pallas's mastiff bat)
Lineage: Eukaryota; Metazoa; Chordata; Mammalia; Chiroptera; Molossidae
Gene: CUNH17orf113
Product: chromosome unknown C17orf113 homolog
Exons: 2
Coding region: 1-2028 (675 amino acids)
Source: RefSeq, a predicted model, not a curated record
AUGGUGCCCCCAGGGAAGAAACCAGCUGGAGAGGCCUCCAACUCUAACAAGAAGUGCAAGCGUUACUUCAACGAGCACUGGAAAGAGGAGUUUACCUGGCUGGACUUUGACCACGAGAGGAAGUUGAUGUUCUGCCUUGAGUGCCGCCAGGCCCUGGUACGGAACAAGCACGGCAAAGCUGAGAACGCCUUCACCGUGGGCACUGACAACUUCCAGCGCCAUGCCUUGCUGCGCCACGUGACCUCAGGGGCCCACCGCCAGGCUUUGGCCGUGAACCGGGGCCAGCCCACUUUUGAGGGCCAGGCUGAGGGAGGAGAGGCCUACCCAGGCCUGGCAACCACCCCUACCUCUAGGGGCAUCAAGGUGGAGGUUGACCCGGCCAAAGUGGCUGUGUUGACCACGGUGUACUGCAUGGCCAAGGAGGACGUGCCCGACAACCGCUGCUCUGCCCUACUUGAGCUACAGAGGUUCAACCUGUGCCAGGCGCUGCUGGGCACGGAGCAUGGUGAUUACUACAGUCCCAGGAGGGUGAGGGACAUGCAGGUGGCCAUUGCCAGUGUCUUGCACACGGAGGCCUGCCAGUACCUGAAGGCAUCCCCAUAUGUGGGGCUGGUGUUGGACAAGACCAGGGACUGGGCUGAGUCCCACAGUCUGGCCUUGUUUGCCACUUCGGUGUCCCCCUGCGAUGGCCAGCCUGCCACCAUCUUCCUGGGCAGUGUGGAGCUACAGGAGGGCGAGGUCACUGCUGGCCAACUCCUGGACAUCCUACAGGCCUUCGGUGUGUCUGCACCCAAGCUAGCCUGGCUCAGCUCAAGCCUCCCCAGUGACCGUCUGGGGAGUGUGGGCUUGCAGCUCCGGGCUACCUGCCCACUGCUCACAGAGCUACACUGCCUCCCCGGCAGGCCAGAUCCCCAGCCCCCAGCCUACCUAGGUGAAUAUGAAAGUGUACUGGAUGCCCUAUUCCGCCUCCAUGGUGGUCCCUGUUCCCACAUGGUCCCUGAGCUCCGUGCUGCAUUGGACCUUGCAGCUAUCGACUUGGCAGGACCACGGCCAGUGUCCUGGGCCUCCUUGCUGCCUGUCGUGGAAGCAGUGGCUGAGGCUUGGCCUUGCCUGGUGCCCUUACUGGAGGCCUCAGCCCCAGCCUCACCAACAGCUAGGGCACUGGCCCUCGCCCUGCGCCAGUUCACCUUCGUGGCCUUCACCCACCUGCUGCUGGACACUCUGCCCUGCAUGCAGAAGCUCGCCCUUGUCCUGCAGCCAGAAGACCCGGACUUGGCCUUGCUGCAGCCCCUGGUGAUGGCAGCUGCAGCCUCCCUCCAAGCGCAGCGAAACUCUGGUGGCGCGCGCCUCCAGGGCUUCCUGCAGGAACUGGCGUCUUCCAGUCCCAACUUGGGCGGUGGGCGCUGUACCUACCGCGGCCUGGAGUUGGUCGGCUACUCUGAGGCUGCGGUCCGGGGCUUGGAACAGCUGCGGGGGGCCUUCUUGGACUCCAUGCGGAAGGGACUGCGGGACUCCUACCCGGGGCUCUCGCUGGAUGCUGCGGCUGCCUUCUCCGUGAUCUUCGAUCCCCGCCGUUACCCGCAGGCCCCUGAGGAGCUGGGCACUCACGGCGAGGGGGCACUCCGGCUCCUGCUGCGCACCUACGCCCCUGCGGUGGUGCGCCAGCGCGCAUUGGGCGACUUUGCGCUAUUCAAGCGCGUGGUCUGCAGCCUGGGGCGGCUGGGCCCGCGGGCUCUGUGCUCCAAGUUGGCAUGCGUGCACUCCGAGCUGCACGAGCUCUUCCCCGACUUCGCCGCCCUUGCUGCCCUGGCAUUGGUGUUGCCCGCGGGCGCAGGCCUCUUGGACAAGGUUGGCCGCAGCCGGGAGCUGCGGUGGUGGGGGCAAGGCGGGGCCGGGGAAGGUCGGGAAGACCCUGCAGUCAAGAUCGCUGUGGAUGGUCCCCCGCUGCACGAGUUUGACUUUGCGCUGGCUGUGGAGUUCUUAGAGGGUGGGUGGGGGGAGGGGUUGCUGGGGUCGCAGCUCACGUAA